AUGAACCAAUUGACGGUCCACCUUGAGCGAGCUUAUAUAUAUGAGAACGGUCGGACUUGUUACCAAACUUUAUCUGAGGGCCAGUGUGCUGGCCUCGCCGGCCAGAUGGGAAAGAGUUUUAAAACACUGAGCAGCAUCGAUAGCCUGCAAAUUGAUAGUGUUUUGAAGAGGAUUCUUCGGGUGAAGUUGAUUCACUCAUACGAGCUCAGGAAAGAUUCCAACUUUGUGUGCCAGCGGGUCUUUCCAUUGAAUCCUGCAUCUAUUACUUCGAAACCCUUGAGCCUGAGGGUCGCUUUUGAGGAAUCAUUCUCUGAUAAUAUUCCACCUGGCCCUUUGAUUCUGGAGGACGGAAAGCUUGCUAAGCUUGCUCACCGCUUCUGGGAGGAGUUAGAGAUGAUAAGGUCACUCGAUGAAACACAGAUAAAAGAUGUUUUGGGGAGGAUCUGCGACAUCGGAUGUUUACAGCUGUAUUAUGUCUGGCUAGUUCCAGCAACCACCGAUAGCGACACUCUAUCAUCUGGUCUCGGCAAACCUACCAGCAGUGCGAAUGAAACCCCGAAACGAACGAAUUCCGAGGCUGAAAGCAAGCUUAGCAACCGUCCUGCGACAGAGCCGUCCCAGCAAAAUACUUCGGACCCGACUCAUAGUAAUAAACAUUCUGGUAUUACAUCCGAAGCCCCUAGAACAGAGACUGUGGCAUGCCUUGUGUCAACUUCUCCGGCGAUCAUUGAUGGAGCCGAAGCCUACCCUACACCCCUGUCGGAUUCAACCCAACCCAAGAGGCGGACUCUCUCUGUUUCUCUGCCCUCACCCACCCGAAAAAAACCACGGCAAAGGGAACAAACUAGGGGGAUAAUAAGGUCAAAUACGACCGCUGAAAGUCUAUUGAAGGGUUGCAACUUCAACGGAAAAUAUCUCGGAGACGACGGGAUCAGAGAGGUCCUCAAGGCGGAUGCUUACCUUCUUCCCCCGGAUCCCCAGAUGUUGAGACAUCUUUCAGAUCAAUGGCAUAAUAAUCUCUCGCAGGGCCGGCAUGCCCUGGGUCUCCCCCAGGAGUGGAUAGGUGUACAGGCCGCAUGGAGCUACAUAUGCGAACUUGAAACCGGCAAUCUUGAUCCUAUCGCGGAGAAUGUUGCAUAUAUGUUGUACCAUAUUAACUACAGUGAGCUCUGCCAGCAUCCUGAGAAGUACUGUCCGCGUGCUUGCAAGGAUGGGAGAAGGAACCAGACUUGGGUGCUCGACUGUAUCAUUGAAGCGGCAUACCCUGAUGAUCGGAGUCGAAGGUUGAAAGGACCUCAACUUCGCAGUAAGAUCAGCAACAUUUACAAGCGAAAGGCUCAGUGGUGUUGGGAAGUCGUGGCGAGCUUAGGCGCCGGAGUAUUGUUCAGAGAUAUGAUGAAACAUUCUCAGCCGUACGCGUAA
Messenger RNA from Aspergillus calidoustus, 1422 nucleotides. Lineage: Eukaryota; Fungi; Ascomycota; Eurotiomycetes; Eurotiales; Aspergillaceae. The record is from the annotation of a GenBank genome assembly.